Molecule: messenger RNA, 2594 nt
Organism: Erinaceus europaeus (western European hedgehog)
Lineage: Eukaryota; Metazoa; Chordata; Mammalia; Eulipotyphla; Erinaceidae
Gene: PRIMPOL
Product: primase and DNA directed polymerase
Exons: 15
Coding region: 789-2441 (550 amino acids)
Biological process (GO): response to UV; DNA replication, synthesis of primer; error-prone translesion synthesis
Cellular component (GO): mitochondrial matrix; nucleus
Molecular function (GO): DNA-directed DNA polymerase activity; chromatin binding
Source: RefSeq, a predicted model, not a curated record
CCGCCUAGUGCUCCGGCGCGAGGACCGCUGGGCACUGCGCACCCUCCCAGCCCACUUAGCGCAGGGCCAGCCCUGGGCUCCUCCUCCGCGCCCAGUUUGAAGGCUCAUCCAGGUGUGGAGGGGACUCAGCACCACGGCGAGCCCUUACGCCAAGAAAGACCAUAGGGUCGGCCGGAGGCACAGCCUGACCUCCCGGAGGAAGUGGAGCAGAGGCCAUAAGUAAAAUUCUUGCUGCCCUCAAGACUGGUUGGGGGGGAGGGGCGCACCUGGUAAAGCGCACGCAUUACCAUGCACAAGGCCCCGGGUUCAAUACCCCCAGCCCCCACCUGCAGGGAAUAACUUCUCCAGCGGAAAAGCAGUGCUUCCGGCGUGACUCUCUAUCUCUUCCUUUCCUCUCUGUUGUGCCAAGUGAAGGGGAAAAAAAGACUUAGGGAACUCCUUCUGCUGGCAACCGGGGCCCAGAGAUAAGUGACAAUAAAGAUAUAAAGGUUUUGGAGGGGAAAAAACUUGAAAGAUGGCUACAUAGGACAUUUCACAUGAGUGAAACAUGCAAGAAAGAAGGCCCUUCAAGUGACCAGAUGCAGGAAGUAGUCAUAGCAUUCAUUUGUUGAGGCAGACAGACACUAAGAAGUAAAAUGGGACUAUAUCAUUUGCCUCUAAGCUUGUAUUGCAACAAAGUUUUCUACUAAAACUCAAGAGUACCAGCAGUACUAGAAAGACAUUGCCAAAGUAAUUGAUACAAAUCUUCUACAAGGAAUAGGACUGAUUGCCCCCAUUCUUCUGAACCAAUGAAGAGGAAGUGGGAGGCAAAACUGAAACAAAUUGAAGAGCUAGCAUCCCAUUAUGAAAGGAAACCUUUGUCCUCAGUGUAUAGACCAAGAUUAUCCAAACCAGAAGAGCCACCUUCCAUUUGGAAACUAUUUCAUCGACAAACUGAAGCAUUUAAUUUUGUUAAAAGCUGCAAAGAGGAUGUUCAUGUAUUUGCUUUGGAAUACAAAGUGGGUGAUGGACAGCGUAUUUACCUUGUAACGACCUAUGCUCAACUUUGGUUUUACUAUCAAUUUCGGAAAAAUCUCUUACACUGCUAUGAAGUAAUUCCUGAAAAUGCUGUGUGCAAGCUUUAUUUUGAUUUGGAAUUUAGCAAACUUGUCAAUCCAAGAGCUGAUGGGAAAAAAAUGGUUGCAUUACUCAUUGAGCAUGUUUGUAAAGCACUUCAAGAAUUAUACAGGGUUAAUUGUUCAGCCAAAGAUGUUAUUAACUUGGAUUCUAGCACUGAUGAAAAAUUUAGCCGUCAUCUAAUAUUUCAACUCCAGGAUGUGGCAUUUAAAAAUAACAUUCAUGUAGGUAAUUUCGUGAGAAAAAUUUUGCAGCCCACUUUUCAAUUAAUUGCCAACGAAGGUGGUGAUAGGAUCCCAGAGACAACAAGACUUGGAUCUUCCCAUUUUUCUGAAGCACCAAUUAAACAAGCAAUUUCAUGUAACGAAAUAGCUCCAGAUAAGGGUAUAGGAGAGAGCUGGGUAUUGAAUUCAAAGAAGCUGAAGAGGCUGGGAUCAGCUGAGCAAAGCAGUCCUGAUCUUUCAUUUUUGGUUGUGAAGAAUGACUCAGGAGAAAAGCAUCUUUUUGUAGAUCUAGGAGUAUACACAAGAAAUAGAAAUUUUCGACUAUAUAAAUCAUCUAAGAUAGGAAAGAAUGUGACAUUAGAGAUUGCUGAAGAUAAUAAAUUUUCUCCUAAACAGUCUAAGGAUAUUUCUGAAGAAAACCAGUAUUUCCUCUCUUCUCUGGUCAGCAAUGUCAGAUUCUCAGAUACUUUAAGAAUUCUUACAUGUGACCCAUAUCAGAAGCUCAAAGGAGCAGAGUGUUGUAACACUACCAGUACUGCAGUAGAAACUAUUGAAGGUUUUCAGUGUUCACCCUACCAUGAAAUUGAUCAAUUUGUACUUUCUCUGGUGAAUAAAAAUGGCAUUAAAGGAGGAAUUCGGCGUUGGAACUACUUUUUCCCAGAGCAAUUACUGGUUUAUGAUAUUUGUAAAUAUCGUUGGUGUGAAAACAUUGGAAGAGCCCACAAAAGUAAUAAUAUUAUGAUUCUGGUUGAUCUGAAAAAUGAAGUUUGGUAUCAAAAAUGUCAUGACCCUGUAUGUAAAGCAGAAAACUUCAAAUCCAACUGUUUUCCAUUGCCUGCUGAAGUUUGUCUCCUGUUUCUUCUCAAAGAGGAGUGUGAGUUUACAACAGAUGAAACGAUGAAAAGUGAAACCAAGAAUCCUCAGGAACCAUCAUUACUACAAGGCUUGUCUUCUGAUUUUGACUGGGAUAAUGACAUUGAUGAUGCCUGUUUUUAUGAAGCUACUGAAGAUGCUGAACUAGCUGAAGCUGCAGAGGUCAGUUAUAGUAGUGCAGUAGAUGAAAUACCUGAUGAACUAAUUAUGGAAGUUUUACAAGAGUAGCUAAAUUGGGGGCCAUGCGGUAGCACAGUGGGUUAAGGCGUGAAGUGCAGGCACCGACCCCCAGCGAUAACCCUGGAAGCAAAAAAAAAAAAAAAAGUUAUAUAACUUUUGUUAUAUAACUGGACAGUUAUAUAACAAGGUGGUUAUUUAUUA